CCAGACCUCUUCGUCUUCCACGAACCACCAUCCCGUCCUUAGGCCUCAUGUUGUACAUCGCCUCGAACUGCCAAUGAAUGCCCGCACAGGCUCUCUCCCAUCAUAUGUGUUCUGUUCGCCAAAGCAGUCUCGGAUUUAUGCCGAACGCACUGAGAAAGGCAGUUGGGCGCUUCUCCCAACUGAAGUCGAGUGGAGGAACAGACAGGUAUAUCUGGAGGAACGUGGAUACAUGCUUAGACCUCGCUAUCACCAAUCGUGGUCUCCAUCAUGGCUAGGUACCAAUCUUGACCCUGAUUUCUGCGAGGAUUCAAUUUUAUCAAUGGUGCUAUGACCAUGUUCUUGACGCUACUAGGAGCUGUGACGGCUGUUUAGUUCUCAUUAAAGUUGUCGACAAUGGAGGUGAUGAGAUUGAAACUGCGCGCUACCUUUCGUCGCCGGAGCUUGUCCGAAACCCUGCCAAUCAUUGCGUGCCUAUCAUGGACUUUUUCCUCGACCCUCUGAACAGUUCUCAGACGCUCAUGGUCAUGCCCUACCUUCGCCCUUUUGAUGAUCCUGAGUUUGGUACUAUAGGAGAAGUUGUAGAUUUUCUAAAGCAAACUUUGGAGGGAUUAUUCUUUAUGCAUUCGCAUGGCGUAGCACAUCGAGACUGCGCUGCUGGCAAUAUAAUGAUGGACGGGCGGCCUCUUUAUCCCCAUGGACACCAUCCAGUUAGGUUGGACUAUGCUCCAGAUGCUAUUCACGAUGUGCAUCCUCUAUCCCGCAUAGACAACCCCGUGAAAUAUUACUUUAUCGAUUUCGGUAUCUCGUCGAGGUUCCGCGAUGGAGAAGCUCCAUAUGUACUCGGUACGGAGGGCCGCGACAAGGAUCCCCCUGAACUUUCACUGCACACUCCCUACAAUGCAUUCAUGUUAGAUAUGUAUGUCCUCGGUAACGUAUACCAAAAGGAAUUCUUGGAUAAAUAUCACGGACUUGAAUUUCUACAACCUUUAGUCUCCUCGAUGUUACAAGAUCAGCCGGAAGGGAGACCAACUGCGGAAGCUGCAAACAUGGCCUUUCAAAAAAUUCGAUUGAGUCUAAAUGAUUCAAUUCUACGCUGGAGACUUCGUUCGCGUUUCGAGUCUGCUCCAGAGCGAGUCGUGUAUGAUACGCUUGCUGUAGCAAAGGAGGGGAUAUAUCAUCUAAAGCGUUUACUUAAAUAACUUAUGGUCGAUUUAAUUAUAUAGUUCUAUUGUUGAAUAAAGAAGAUGCGAGAGCUUUCUUGCGCGCCGAUGGGGUAGUGGUAACCUGGGUCGUUGCCAUUUAUGCAAUAUCGACCCGCCGGGGGUUCAAUUCCCCCUCGGCGCAUGAAAAGAAAGUCGAUUCAGGUUUUUAACUGGCAUACCGAGCGCCUUUCAACUUUCAAGUUCAAAUGCAUUUACCUAAAGUCAAUGUACGUACGUCAACCCCGAAGGCCUGAAAUUUGAAACCGUGCAUCAGAUGCAUUCUCCUGCGUGGGUUCAGGCAGGAAAAUGAUAUGCAGACCCGCUACAGCCAAAACUACUAUGACACAACUCCUCGAAAGUAUACAAUAACAAGUCCAUAAGUAUCUCUCUCUCAGGGUCCAAAUCUCCCUCCCUACUUUACCAACUCGCCUAAUCCAUAACCAUAUCCUGGUAUCUAUCUCUUCAGACAUUCUUAUGUGGACUAUACCCAUAGGGAUCCUCCUCGAAGUUGUACUUCUGGCCUGAACCCAUAUCCUUCAUCGGCGUAGCAGACGUUGGAUUGUUCAAGUUCGCGUAGGACGUUUGCGGGUGUUGUCCAGCUGUGUUGAUACCCAUAGCGGAGGCUUUCUUGGCAUUACGACGUUUACGGGCAACACAGCAGCGCCAGAUGAUGAGACCAAUGACGAUGAGGACGAAAGCGAAACACCCGACGAAGAUGUAGGGCCAUCGACUGAGGACUUUCUCUUCGUAG
Molecule: messenger RNA, 1953 nt
Organism: Somion occarium
Lineage: Eukaryota; Fungi; Basidiomycota; Agaricomycetes; Polyporales; Cerrenaceae
Source: the annotation of a GenBank genome assembly